This is a messenger RNA of Eruca vesicaria subsp. sativa (arugula), 1617 nucleotides long. Lineage: Eukaryota; Viridiplantae; Streptophyta; Magnoliopsida; Brassicales; Brassicaceae. The record is from the annotation of a GenBank genome assembly.
ACCAGUAAAGCAACAAAAAAAUAAAGCAACAUCACAUACUCACACAAGAACCAGACAGAGUGAGAGAGAGAGAAAAAGAAAAAAAAAACCUUUUCUUCUUCACCAUUGUUAAUGGAGGAGAAAGCUCAUUAAUGAAAGAGAGAAAGAAAAUUGAGCUCUUUACCUCCUCUUCUGGAUCUACUUAGUGUGUGUUGAUAAGCUUUGAGAGAUUUUUCUGUCUUGCAUGUUAUAACUAAACCCUCCAAGUCCAUAUCUUUUAAAAACCUUAUCAAACCCUUAAAGAUUCUGAUUUGCUCUUAUCCCUUUUUAUCAGAUCUUUUUUAUUAGCCGCCACAAAGUUCGAACCUUUAUAAGGUCCCUUUUGUUAAAACAAAAAAAAAAAAUAAAGUCAUAAGCUAUGGAUCGAAGAGACGCAAUGGGUUCUUAUUACAUCCAAAGAGGCAUGCCUGGUUCUACUCCUCCACAGACACAACAACAACAACCCUUUCACGGAUCACAAGGGUUUCACCAUUUCUCAAACCCCAACUCUCCUUUCCUCUCAACCCCAAACCUAAACCAAGUAGGCGUAGGCGGCGGCGGCUCCACUCCCUUCGUGUCUCCCUUCGUGUCUCCUCCUUUACAAGUUGAGUCUUCUCCUGCUGACUCUUCUGCUCCUCCUCCUCCUCCUCAGUCUGGUGAGAAGAGGAAGAGAGGACGGCCUAGGAAAUACGGACAAGACAGUCCUGUUUCCUUGGCAUUGUCUCCUUCAGCCUCCACUUCCCCGAAUUCUAACAAACGUGGCCGUGGUAGACCUCCUGGUUCAGGCAAGAAGCAAAGACUUGCUUCCACUGGUGAAUUAAUGUCUUCAUCGUCUGGGAUGAGUUUCACACCGCAUGUGAUUGCAGUUUCCGUUGGAGAAGACAUUGCAUCAAAGGUUAUGGCUUUUACGCAGCAAGGUCCAAGAGCGACUUGUGUGUUAUCUGUUAGUGGUGCAGUCUCUACUGCAACUAUUCUUCAGCCAUCACCAUCCCAUGGAGCUAUUAAAUACGAGGGUCGUUUUGAGCUCUUAUCUCUCUCAAUUUCUUAUGUGAACGCACCUGACAAUGACAACUCUAACCGCACUGGAAACCUAUCAGUCUCACUCGCUAGCCCUGAUGGUCGUGUCAUUGGUGGUGGAAUUGGUGGGCCUCUUAUAGCUGCAAGCCCUGUUCAGGUUAUAGUUGGGAGCUUCCUUUGGGCAGUUCCAAAAGGGAAGGUUAAAAAAAGAGAUGAAACUUCUGAAGAUGUGCAACAAGACACUGAGGGUUUGGAGAACAAUGAUAACACAGCACCAACUUCACCUCCUCAUGUUCCUCAACAAGGGCUAGUUCAGACUCCUGUAGGGAUGUGGUCAACUGGUUCAAGGUCAAUGGAUAUGCAUCACGCUCAUAUGGACAUUGAUCUAAUGCGUGGAUGAUGAUUCGUAUGUGUAGUAGAUCAAGCAUUGAAUCUAGGAGAAGAAGAAAAGCUAACCUCUCUAAGAAAAAUGUCUUUUGGUUAUGUUUAGGACAAGAAAAGACUUGUAGUGAUUUUCAGAACUCAUGUGUGUUCUUUAGCUUUUGGUUUCUUGAUUGAAUUGCAAAAAAGUUUCAUCUGUUU